AUGUCUCAAGGGCUUGUUGUUCGCAGCAAUCAGGCCUUCAAUACGUCAGAACUGUACAAUGUGCUCCCGCGUGGCUAUUCCAAUGGUUGGGAGCCCCAAGUUCGAUUAUUCGAAGGAUGCAUGCGCGUCUGUGAACUAAUGAGUAAAACAGAUGAUUUGCCUUGGUAUCGCAUCGUUUUUGCAUGGGGUGAUGGUAAAGAAACGGACACUAACGACGAUAAACGUUUCUUCACUCAAACUGUCAUAAUGAGGGGCACUCGCGACCUCAAUAAGACCAUACAAAGCACUGGGGAAUUUUUCGAAAUCCUGGUCAAAUGCACUGAUGACACGUUGGUAGCCCUAGAGCUGCGAAUUAGAGACCCACAGGAAGAGCAAAAUUUCCGAGAUCUUCUUUUCCGGAUACGUGAAGAAUAUGAAAUGAUAGACGAAAUGUUGGGCGGCAGCGACUCGUCUGAGUAUGGAGAAUUUGUUGGGAGCUAA
Messenger RNA from Lachancea meyersii CBS 8951, 480 nucleotides. NCBI's taxonomy places the organism in Eukaryota, Fungi, Ascomycota, Saccharomycetes, Saccharomycetales, Saccharomycetaceae. The record is from the annotation of a GenBank genome assembly.